This is a messenger RNA of Bombus pyrosoma, 4107 nucleotides long. RefSeq names its product coiled-coil domain-containing protein 170. NCBI's taxonomy places the organism in Eukaryota, Metazoa, Arthropoda, Insecta, Hymenoptera, Apidae. Bases 224 to 2683 code for a protein of 819 amino acids. The record is from RefSeq and is a predicted model, not a curated record. The transcript is spliced from 16 exons.
UUCGUUGCGCAUCGACGCGUCGUCUUUGUUGGAAACGCUUUUACACCCUCGAGCGUUGCGUUCGGAGGCCCUCGUUACUCCGAAGAAUUUGUAAUAAAAUGUCAAUGAAGAAAGCAGAUCUUUCUAUUUAAGUGGUCGCGCAACGUGGAACGAUCGCGUAGUUGUAUACAUAUGUAUAGUGCAGAAGCUGAGAAGUUUCGAGAGUCGGAGAGCAGCGAGAAAGAUGUCGUGCGAGGAAGAAACAAGAGAAACGGAGGAGACGAGGGAAGCAACGAAAGAAGGGAAGGAGGCCACCGAGGAGGAUCUUCAGAUUUUCGAAACGCUCUGUAUAUCAUCGCCUCGAAAGGUCUUCUUCGUUCGCGUCAGAUCGAAUGUAUCACAGAGCCUAGACGCACCUCGUUUAUCUGCACAUAUCUAUAUAGAUAUAUACAUCGUUGAGGAAGAAGCCAUGACCCAUGAUCUAACGACUACGUUGAGGAGCGAGCUAGCAGCACUCGAGUAUAAACGCGACCGGUUGAUGUCCGAGCUCCAAGAAACGAAGAAUCUCGUAAGAUUCCGAGAUCAACGAAUAGCCGAGUUGCAGGUAGAGGCGGAACAACUUCGCGAACAAGCAGCUAGACAGAAUUCCAUCGUGUUAAGCUUGAAGAAACGCAUACAGGAAUUGGAAGAACGCGAGAGGAAUCUUUAUACGAGUCAAGGAAGGAACGAGACCGUGCUGCGUUCUUUGCAACGAGACUUAAAGUAUCGUCAGGAGAAGAAUCGGGAAUACGAGAAGAAGAUACGUCAGCUUGAACAGACCGUGUCGGAAGAGAUUGAAUCGAGAGAACGGGCCCGUUCAAGCUUUCAGGAAUUUACGCGGAGAUUGGCGAACGCAUUGAGCGUGGAGUAUCGCGAAACCGUUCAUCCUAGUCCUGAAAUCGUGAUGCACAAAGUCGAAGAGUUGGUGCAAGAAGCGAAUCGUGUUCGCGCGAAGAAUACGAAUAUCGAAGCGCAACUGACUACCGCUGAGGUAGACUUUAGAAGCUGCCGGGAUGCGUUGGACUGUACCGUAGCCGAGAAGGAACAACUUCAGCGUCAAGUAUCUUCGCAAUUGGUCGACUUGGAUCGUCUCAGACAGGACAAAGAAUGCCUGGAAAUGCGAUACAAAGUCGCGGAAAGGGAACUGGACGGGUUGAGGGAUAAAUUGUUAAACGCGAACAGAAGCAUAAGCAACGCGACCGGAAAUAUAUCGAAUCAAGAGGCGUUGAUUGGACAGCUGCGAGAAGAUCUGACGCAACGGGAUGAAAAGUGUCAGCGUGUGCAAACCGAGUUACGUCACCUUUUGGAAUCGUUGGCAACGCUCGUCAGCGGCCCGAACAGAUUCAUCGAGUCUCACGAGAAUGUCAUUAAGGAUCGCAUUAGGGAGAUCUUGGCCGAGAACAAAGAUCAGGCUCUUACGAUUCAAAAGCUUCGAGACAAGGUAAACGCGGCAACGGAAUCCACUACUCGGCAAGGCGAAUUGAUCGAAACGACCGUGGCGAAGAUGCGAAAUCUCGAGGACGAACGAUCGGACCUGGGAAACAAAGUUCGCAAACUAGAGACCGAGUUGACCGAUUGCGAGCUGUUGAAGGAAUCUCUGCGCAGAGAAAAACAAAUGUUCGUAACGUUUCUGAACCGACUGGGAAAAGCGAUGCAAAUGGACGAGAUCUCGGAGGAAAUGGGUCUCGAUCUUCAAACGGAAUCGCUUCUGAUACGAGCCGAGCAACUUGCCAGAUUAGAAACCGACAAAUUAGUGGAUAAGUACUCGUGCUGCAACUACACCAUCUUACCGAGGAUUCGGCGCGAGCGAUCCUUCCACGAGCUUCCUUCUAUGAAAGAAACCUCGGUGGUGUAUCAACUGCAGCGUCGUGUAAGGACGCUUCGGGAGCAAUUGCAACGCCGGGAUCUUCAUUUGGAUCUCCUUCGCAGAAAAUUGUCGCUUCAAGAGGACAGCGUGAAAAUGAAAUCGUUGCUGCAAAGUGAAAGAGACGAAGCGAAUCUCCGAGCGAAGAAGUUGUCGAAACAAACCGAUCGCUUGCAAGUUCAACUUUUGGAAGAGAGGUCAAGGAAUCGCGAGUUAAGCGCCCAAUUGACGGAAGCCGCGGAUUACAAAAUAGCGGCUUUGGAACGCAGUCGAAAGAUAGAAGAGGUUCAAAAACGGCUGGUCGAGAGCGAGAUGCUGAGAACUCGAUGCAACAGAAAAUUAACCCUCUUGAAAGAACAAAUAAGAACAACGACCGAGACUGCCGAACAGGAAAGAUCCAUCAGCGACCAUUCGUUGCAACUGCUUAGGGACGAGUUAGCGCAAGUCAAACAAAAUCUUUCCGAGAUGACGAAAAGGGAAUCCCAGCUACAAAGUUUCCGUGUUUCCGUGGUGAAAUUAUUAUCGGAACCAAUUUGUACACCUGAUUACGAGAUAAUUUCGCGAUUGCAAAAAACAAUAGCGGCACAUCGUGAUUUCACCAUGCUGUCGCGUCGAUACGACGAGCCAUUGGAUACGACCAGUCCUUCCAGAUGUACAAGCAUACAUACGAUGCAUCCUCCUAGAUCACCCGGGUCACGAUGCGCUCGUUACGAAGACAGCGGAUUUGCAGAUCCGCCGGAUCUUCGCGACGUCGAAGACGAAUUCAACAAACGACCGGUACGAAGCAGCCUACUUCCAUGACGUUGCGUCGGUCCACGUAAUUACCACGUUAAACAGUGGAACAACCGCAUUCCAGGAUGCAGACGGUAGAGAGCGAGACUGAAGUUGCUGUGCUGGUUGAGCGCGGGAACGCGAUGCAGCAAGGUAGACGAGAGGGGACCAAGGAGGACGAAGGGAACAUUGUCUAGUAGUAUGCGAAUCCGUUCGAGCCUCGUAUCUUCCUGCUCGAACCAAAGUGUGCCGCGCACUAUAUGCGUGUCGAGCACUACGCAAACAGACCUCUGGCUUUUCGAAUUUUUCCUGGUCCUUUUGUCAAGUCAUAUUCCAGAGGACCGACAUCGCAGACGAAAACAAAACGAAAUGUAUUUUCAUUUCUUUCUUUUUCUUUUUUUUACUGUUAAUUCGUAUUUUUAGUUGUUCUACCGCCCAUUAUUAACUUAAGUCUAAAAACGCCACGUUAAAUACCACGGUAUCGCGAUACAAAAGGAGCAACAGAAAUGGGAACAGUAAAAAAAUCAAAGUAAUCAUAGAUAGUAAGUAUCUGCGAUAUUGUUGGGAGUUAUUAUUCCAGAUAAAGACGAAACUCGGCAUUCACGCUAUGGCGUUUUCCAAAGAGCAAAGAACCAGGGUUGCGUGAUUUUAUGGGGCGUGCUUCUUGCUUGGUAGAAAAGUACAUACGUACACUAUGUACGGCACAUACCUACACGUAGUACGCCGUAUACUGGUUAGCCCUGAACUUGGCCAGCAGUGAACUACCUCUUUCUUUGCUGGAACGUGAAUGCGUGAAUGCAAAGGCGUCAUCUUUGGCCUCCUUAUUUCUCGUUGCGUACAAACACACGCGUUACGACUAUUUCAACGCCAAGCAAGUACACUGUACAUGUUACUUUCCACGCUUAAACACGUAUCACGAAACAAUAUUGUCAAUCCACUGUCAAAGCUGGCAGCUAUUUAACAACAAUACAUUUCAAUUACACUUUGGCCACUUUUUCGUCCGUUAGGAAUAAUCGAUCGCGAUCGAAAGCACGAACAAAAUUUCGUUGAAAAUUUGCUGUUCGAGCAUAUUUUUCUUUGAUCUCGGCUCAAUGAAUUUACUGCAAAAUUUCGUAACGAAUUUGCGUUGACGUUGGAUGCGUACACUGACAGUAUACUGACAUGUUGGUCAGAAUCGCAUGAAUUAUCUUUUCUAAUUUUGACGAUUAUUUCGAUUAGAGAUUUCGUUGAUUCUGAACAUAAUCGUGAAUUUAGCUGUCUUCGCACAAGUAUCGUUAUGUAAGGUUUUUAAUUAAUUAGAAUGGGACUAAGUUUCUAUCCAGGUAUACGGUGGACUAAAUAAAGUAUCGAUAAAUAACUUAAUCAGUUACGUGAAGCCAAAGGCAUGUAGUCGUGCGUAUAUCGGUGUAUACUACGAAAAUGCCGAUUAAAUACACUGUAUUCUGCUUAUCUAU